Diaporthe batatas is the source of this 931-nucleotide messenger RNA. RefSeq lists its product as uncharacterized. Bases 1 to 702 code for a protein of 233 amino acids. The transcript has 2 exons. The record is from RefSeq and is a predicted model, not a curated record. Lineage: Eukaryota; Fungi; Ascomycota; Sordariomycetes; Diaporthales; Diaporthaceae. Gene Ontology annotation, molecular function: protein binding.
AUGGCUGCCGACGUGGAGCACGAGUACUCGAGACUCAGCCCGGAUCAGCAGCAAGAAUACCUCUCGUGCCACGAGCAAAGGCUCGAGGGAGACAGCCAGGACGAUUCGGGCCGUCUUAUGGCCAUCCUCCGGAGUAAUGCCUACAACUUGGACGAUGGCCGGGUUGCCAUCUAUCCUAAAGUGGCACUCAUCAACCAUUCCUGUCAGCCCAAUGUGCUCAACGCUGAUAACAGCGGCACCAGGAUCAUCGUGGCAAUACGUGAUAUCCAAGAGGGAGAGGAGAUUUUGACAACCUAUAUUCCUUUACUUACGGACACAGAGAGACGCAACCAGAGGCUUCAGCCGUAUGGAUUCCGUUGCGACUGCACAGCCUGCCGGACUGGAGCUUCAGAUGCACGACGGCUCCAGGCUGGCAGAGACCUAGAAGAGUUGGAGAACGCUCUGCGGACACCCGGCACGAGAACAAGUUUUGCAAAGAACAAGCUCAUGCUGUCCGCUCAAGGCUUGGCAGAGUACGUCGAGGAAGAAGGAUUUGCAGACUACCACAUCAAAACAAGCAGGCUGGCUUUCGACCAUGCCGUCUUGGCCAGCAACAAGAGCAACGCCAGGGAGUGGGGUUUGAGACACCUGAAGCAUCACGAAGUGGUUGACAAAGAUUCGCACGCGUCACGGCAGGCCCAGAGACUGCUGGACUCAUUGUGAGACACGCAUGAGUUCAACUGCCGUUCAUAUGGAGUGAAUCUGCAUCUUUUCUUUCGGUGCUGUGGCCAGACUCUGGAGUAGAGCAGCCUGUAAGCGCGCGGAUGCUGAAGAUCUUCCGAACUUCCGAGAAGUUUGCCCUACGUGCGGGCUGAGAUCGUUUCUCGGACAGUUGGGAACGCCGAUACCAUCUGAUAGGUACAAGUAGUUAUGGCAGGGCCGAAAAAUAAAC